UUGAGUACGAGCACAAGUUCGGCAGCAAUUGAAUCUAACGCCGUUCUAUUGUAUCUCUUCACAUUCGUUGUUGAGUUCUCUUUGUUGUUGUUGUUGUUGUUGUUGCUCUUCAUCUCAAUGCUCGUCAGUAGAGUCUCCACUUCAUUUGCCCUUUCCUUCUUUGCCUCAUUUACUCGUCCACUGCGACCAUUCACUUGUAACACAGUCUCUUCUACCUCGCGAUACCGUCUCGAAGCUGCAGCGACCAUUUCGACCAUGUCAAUCCCCCAGAACGACGCCAGCGAGGCCUCAGCAUUAGGCCUCAUCGACGCAGAAAACGACAGCGUCGUCAAAAGGGCCAUCGCCGAGGAUCAGACCCAGGGUCAAGCUGCAGGAGAAAGCGCUGCUAAGAGGAGCAGGACUAAGAUUGAUGCUGAGGAUACAUCGUCCUACCUCGGGCCGAAACGUGACAAGGUUCGCGGCAACAUCCGUGGUGCCGACAACUACAAAGGAAAGAGAAGCGGUCCUUGGGGACCUGGAACUCGCAACGCUGAGGAAGCCGCCAAGGCUGCAGCUGUAGAAUCGGGCGAAUCCACACCAACAACAACGGACAACAAUGAAGAAAAGGAGGCGCGUAUACCGAAGCGUAAAGUUGCGCUGCUCAUAGGAUACUGUGGGACGGGGUAUCAGGGCAUGCAAGUUAACCCGAACGCCAAGACGAUUGAAGGGGAUCUCUUCAAGGCCAUGGUUCAGGCUGGAGCAGUAUCAAAAGACAACUCGGACGAUAUUAAAAAGGUUAGCAUGAUGCGAUCCGCUAGAACUGACAAGGGUGUCCAUGCUGCUGGAAAUGUGGUCUCGCUCAAGAUGAUUGUUGACGUUGAGGAUAUCAUUGGCAAGAUUAACACCUACUUGCCGGAGCAAAUUCGAAUCUUUGGGUAUGUCCGCACGAUCAACUCGUUCAACGCCAAGGUGCUGUGCGAUUCGCGUGUUUACGAGUAUCUCUUGCCGACAUACGUGUUCUUACCUCGACCACCCCUUCCAGAACGGACUGGACCACCAAAGGAGACCAUUAUGAGGGAAAGCGCGCCAGAGGGCAGCAUGGCUUGGGAUGAGAGCGUUCACAUUUCGACACCGGAGGAAAUGGCAGAGAAGAGAAAGUACCGUAUUGAUGAGGCGACGCUGGCCAAGGUGCGCGAGGGCUUUGCUGGGUACAUUGGCACCAAGAAUUUUCAUAACUUUACGAUCGGAAAGAACUUUAAGGAAAAGAGCUGCCAGCGUUUCAUUAUGAAGUUUGAUGUGAGCGAUCCAAAAAUGAUCCAGGGCACGGAAUGGCUUAGCUUGAAAGUCCACGGUCAGUCUUUCAUGCUUCAUCAAAUCCGCAAGAUGGUGGGCUUGAUUGUCAUGAUUAUUCGGACAGAUACGCCCUUGAAGCUCAUUCCCGAGACGUUUAAGGAGAACAAGAUUAAUAUUCCCAAGGCACCUAGUCUUGGACUCCUGCUUGAGAGGCCUAUGUUCACCACUUAUAACCGCAAGGUGGAGGGCAAGAACCAGCCCUUGGACUUUGAGCCAUAUCAGGAGGAGAUGGAGGCCUUCAAGGAAAAGCAUAUUUACGAGGGCAUUAUCAAGGAGGAGCUUGACUUUAACCGAUUCGACGAAUAUCUGCAGAUCUUGGAUGGCAAUGCGGACAGGUACAACUUUGGCUAUCUGAACAAGGAUGGAAUCAUCCCUGAGGACGCGAUUAUCAAACGAGGCGAUACUCUCGAGGCUGUCGACUCGGAUGGGGACUCUGAUGAAUCAUCCUAGUGGUAUGGCAGCUAGGGGAACGUUGCUGAAAAAUGCCCACGUUUUGAAUUAAAAAAUAUAAUCGCGAUGGGAAACGGCCCAACCUGUCCCUUGCUUUCCAUUGCCGAUUUGGAGUCCGCUUGUAAAUAUGCAACACGAAGACUCGGCGUGGCUCCCAUUCCUGGGACGGGUACCCGUGCUCUCCUGGACACGAGCAUAUUGAUUAAAAAAAAC
This is a messenger RNA of Gamsiella multidivaricata, 1995 nucleotides long. RefSeq names its product pseudouridine synthase. The record is from RefSeq and is a predicted model, not a curated record. Gene Ontology annotation, cellular component: nucleus. Lineage: Eukaryota; Fungi; Mortierellomycota; Mortierellomycetes; Mortierellales; Mortierellaceae. Gene Ontology annotation, molecular function: RNA binding; pseudouridine synthase activity. The coding region runs from base 118 to 1782 and encodes 554 amino acids. Gene Ontology annotation, biological process: mRNA pseudouridine synthesis; tRNA pseudouridine synthesis. The transcript has 6 exons.